CCACAGUUUAUGUACAUACAUAGUACAAAAGAAUUCAAUUCUUACCAAUAUAACAGGCUCUCUAACAAGUGGAACUAUACGUAUAUAAGCGGAUAACUUUGAUAGGAUAAUAUCACAUUCUACAAAUAAGUUAAUAACACAAAACAACACGAUCAAUUACCAUAGAGUUGUAUUUUCACUAACAUGAAGUUCUUUGCCACUACCUUCGUCCUCGCCAGCGCUUCGGCUGUAACCAUGGCCAGUUCCUCCGGGACCAGCAGUUUCGAGUUAUGUAAGAAGUGGAUAAAAGAUAACGAGUGUCCAGCAGGUUUUAAAUACAAUGAGCUAGCUAAGGAUGUACGAAUCAAGCCCCAUGGAGUUUCUUGGUCCACAUUUGAUCCAAUGGUUUUGUGUUGCACACCCGAUCAAUGCCAUGACAUGAUUCCGAGCAAGUCCCCGUGUGACAAUGGGUACAAGACUGGUCACGAUGGAUGUAAACUUCCCGAGUGCCGUCCUAAAUCAUGCCCUGCAGCUAAGCCCCAGAUGGAAUUUGAGAUGUACUGCCAGUGGGGAUUCAAACUGGGUGAAGAUGGUUGUGAGAUUGCUGAGUGUCGUGAGGAGCCCAAUUCCGAAUGGCUAACAUGCAAGAACAAUAACCAGGAUGUGUGCAAGGAUAAGUAUAACAAGAAAGUCAAGAACAACAGAAAAUGUCAACGCUGGUUCAACAACAGUCAUCGCAAUAUGAAGUGUGCAUCCCACUUCUGUUGCAAAGAUUAAACGAUUUCCUAUUUUCUAAAUAGUGAUACUGUUAUAUUAUAUCGCGAAAGAAGCGCGAAAACAACGCUGAAUAAAACACAAG
Molecule: messenger RNA, 838 nt
Organism: Sphaeroforma arctica JP610
Lineage: Eukaryota; Ichthyosporea; Ichthyophonida
Exons: 1
Coding region: 184-756 (190 amino acids)
Molecular function (GO): enzyme inhibitor activity
Source: RefSeq, a predicted model, not a curated record